Messenger RNA from Cucumis melo (muskmelon), 1926 nucleotides. RefSeq names its product laccase-17-like. Gene Ontology annotation, cellular component: apoplast. Lineage: Eukaryota; Viridiplantae; Streptophyta; Magnoliopsida; Cucurbitales; Cucurbitaceae. Bases 20 to 1738 code for a protein of 572 amino acids. The record is from RefSeq and is a predicted model, not a curated record. Gene Ontology annotation, molecular function: copper ion binding; hydroquinone:oxygen oxidoreductase activity. The transcript has 6 exons. Gene Ontology annotation, biological process: lignin catabolic process.
UAAUCAAGAAGAAAAAAAAAUGGCCUUUCUCUCUCAAAAAGCCAUCUUUGUUAAUGUUCUUCUCUGCUUCAUUUUAAACAUAGCCAAUGCAGGAAUCACCAGACACUACAAGUUUCAAAUACAAUUGCAAAAUGUAACAAGGCUCUGUCAAACAAAGACGAUCCUGACUGUUAAUGGACAGUUCCCGGGGCCAAGAAUCAUCGCUAGGGAAGGUGAUCGUCUCUUAAUCAAAGUCGUCAAUCAUCUCCAGAACAAUAUAUCCCUACAUUGGCAUGGAGUGCAGCAGCGGCGGAGCGGGUGGGCAGACGGGCCAGCGUACGUGACGCAAUGCCCAAUUCAAACAGGGCAGAGCUAUGUGUAUAACUUUACAGUGGAAGGGCAGAGAGGGACAUUGUUUUGGCAUGCUCAUAUCUCAUGGUUAAGGUCCACAUUGUAUGGUCCAAUCGUCAUUCUUCCAAAAACUCAUCAGCCUUACCCUUUUCCUCAGCCUUUUAAAGAAGUUCCCAUCGUAUUUGGGGAAUGGUGGAAGGCUGAUACAGAGGAUGUCAUAAACCAAGCCAUGCAAAAUGGUGGUGCUCCAAAUAUUUCUGAUGCUUUUACUUUUAAUGGCCUUCCCGGUCCAUCGUAUAAUUGCUCUGCUCAAGAUACCUUCAAGCUCAAGGUAAAACCAAGAAAAUCCUAUUUACUCCGAUUGAUCAAUGCCGCACUCAACGACGAGCUCUUCUUCAGCAUCGCCAACCACACCCUCACUGUCGUCGAAGCCGACGCCGUUUACGUCAAGCCCUUCAAAAGCGAUGUCGUUUUGAUCACUCCAGGACAGACCAUGAACGUGUUACUCCACACCAAAUCCAUCUCUCCCAAUGCCACAUUCCUCAUCGCCGCCCGUCCCUACGCCACCGCACCCGCCGCCUUCGAUAACACCACUGUCACUGGCCUCCUCGAAUACGAACCCACAAAAUCUCUAUUGAACAAGAACAAGAAGCUCCCUCUUCACAAACCGGUCCUCCCCCGGUUCAAUGACACGAAUUUUUCGAUCAAAUUUAAUGGGAAGAUUCGGAGUUUGGCGAAUUCAAAAUUCCCAGCGAAAGUACCGAUGAGGGUUGAUCGGAGAUUCUUUUUCACGGUGGGUUUGGGGUUGCUGCCGUGCCGGAAGAACCGGUCUUGUCAAGGCCCCAAUAAUACGAGGUUUUCGGCGUCGAUUAACAAUGUGACGUUCGUGCAGCCAAACACGGCUCUUCUACAAGCACACUUUUUUAAUAAAUCUAACGGCGUUUACACUACUGAUUUUCCGGCCAAUCCGCCGAUCAAAUUCAAUUACACAGGCACACCGCCGAAGAACUUGAUGGUGAGUAGCGGAACGAAGGUGGUAAUGCUACCAUACAACACCGCCGUGGAAUUAGUACUGCAAGACACGAGCAUUGUGACGGCGGAAAGCCACCCGCUCCACCUGCACGGCUUCAAUUUCUUCGUGGUAGGUCAAGGCAUCGGAAAUUUCGACCCGAACAGAGACCCCCCCAAAUUCAACCUCGUCGAUCCGGCCGAGAGGAACACCGUCGGGGUCCCGUCCGGCGGCUGGGUAGCGAUCCGGUUCAUCGCUGAUAAUCCAGGGGCUUGGUUUAUGCACUGUCACUUUGAAGUUCAUACCAGUUGGGGUUUGAAAAUGGCUUGGAUUGUUCAGGACGGAAAACUCCCCAAUCAGAAACUUCCGCCGCCGCCUUCCGAUCUGCCCAAAUGCUAAAUAUCUCUUCUUCUUCUUUUUUUUUUUUUUUUCUUUUUUCAGAGACAUUCCCGAAGGGAUCUUGAAUUAGAUUUCAUCGUUAAUUAGGUUUUGAAAGUUGAUCCUUUUGAAUUGGCGGAAAUUGGAAUUUGUUGUUAAUUUUGAUUCAUAUCCACAUUAGUAAUAACGAGAAUUAUACUCUUGAAUUA